Molecule: messenger RNA, 543 nt
Organism: Fulvia fulva
Lineage: Eukaryota; Fungi; Ascomycota; Dothideomycetes; Mycosphaerellales; Mycosphaerellaceae
Exons: 2
Coding region: 1-543 (180 amino acids)
Source: RefSeq, a predicted model, not a curated record
AUGAAGUACCGCGGGUUUAAGAGAGAUGGAGUGACGUUCGUGGACUCAAGCAAGCUCCCGCCAUUCCAGAACGGGCUUGCAUUGGUGGGGGCUAGGGAGAUCGCCGCGCUCCUGACUAGAGCGUACUGGAAUGAUUAUGGCGAUGAUAUGCCGGUCUACAACGAAAUCGUGUCGUACGGCGUGGCCACCAACCGGUACAUGGCCUACCAAGCAUUGCAGAUGCGGCUCCUGGACAACUGCAUAAUGCUCAAUGGCUGCUCUGUCACCUCCUCGGACUGCAAUACCAGCAGUCCAAAAGAUCUCCAUCUGGCCGCUGCUUGUGUCGAGGCGAUUGUGGGUGCUGUCUGGGCCGACAGCCAAGAUCUGCCCAACAGCGCAGAUAUCGUUGCUGGUGUGAUGCGCCAGUUCAACAUUUACUUUCCUAGGGCUGGUGUUGAGAUGGCCGCAAUGCGUCGCGAGCUCAAUCGGCUCCGCGCCAUCGGAUUCUUGCGUAGUGUUGGCUCGGCACCAGAGAAGGGCUUCUUCGGGUCUGCCAACUGCUGA